GGCGGUUACAGAAAGCAACAGAGGACACCGAGGGCUUCAGCAAGUGUGUGCUAGGAGGGGACACCCCUCUCACAACCCAAGGGCAAGGGAAGAAGGCUCUGCCCCCAGCACAGAAAGGAAAAGGUCAGCAGGAGCCCUGGAGGACAAUGUGUAUGUCCGGAUAAUCAAGAAAGAGACACCUAAGGAAGACGUGGAGCUCUAGAAAGGCCAGAGUGUGCUGGGGUGCGUGUGAUCUGUGAGCAGCCAUGGAAGAAACCUACCUGCUGAAUGUGGAAGGGGUCAAAAAGAAGAUUCUGCAUGGAGGCCAAGGGGAGCUGCCCAAGUUGCAGGAUGGGAGCAAGUUCACCUUCCACUUCCAGACGCUGAAGGAUGACUUUGAGCGGACGGUGAUCGAUGACAGCCGGGAGGCUGGCAUGCCCAUGGAGAUCAUCGUGGGCAAGAUGUUCAAGCUGGAGAUCUGGGAGACGCUGCUGAGCUCCAUGAGGAUUGGGGAGGUGGCAGAGUUCUGGUGCGACGCCAUUCACACAGGCAUGUAUGCCCUGGUCUCCAGGGGCAUGCGGAGGAUCGCAGAGGGACGGGACCCCCUGGAAGGCCAGAAGCACCGCUGUGGCAUGGGCAACAUGUUUGACUACCACAGCACGGGCUACGAGGACCUGGACGAGCUGCAGCGGACGCCACAGCCUCUCAUCUUCAUCAUGGAGCUGUUCCGGGUGGAGGACCCCUCAGCGUACAAACGUGACACCUGGGCCAUGAGCAAGGAGGAGAAGCUGGCAGCAGUGCCCGUGCUGCACAGCGAGGGCAACCGCCUGGUCCUGCGCAGGGAGUUCGCACAGGCGGCCGCCAAGUACCAGGAGGCUGUCAUCUGCCUCAGGAACCUCCAGGCCAAGGAGAAGCCGUGGGAGGAUGGCUGGCUGAAGCUGGAGAGCCUGGUCACGCCGCUGGUGCUCAACUACUGCCAGUGCCAGCUGGAGCUCGGCGAGUACUACGAGGUGCUGGAGCACACCACGGAGCUUCUCCAGAAGCACAAUGACAAUGCCAAGGCCUAUUUCAAGCGGGCAAAGGCCCACGCUGCUGUCUGGAACGAGAGGGAGGCACGGGAGGACUUCCAGCGCGUGGCUCACCUCGACCCCUCCAUGGCGGCUGCGGUGAAGAAGGAGCUGAAGCAGCUGGGGGAGAGGAUGAGGAAGAAGCACGUGGAGGAUCGGAAGCGCUACCAGGGCCUCUUCCAGUCCUCCCAGGGUCUGAAGGCCCGUGAGGGGCGGGAGAGCAGGGAGGUGGGUGAUGGGGCUCCUCAGGGUGAGGCUGGGGUCCGGGAGAGCCCUGGGCAGGGGGAGCAGGGCGCUGAGACCGGAGCAACAGAACGGCCCAGGGCUCCCCAGGCAGAACAAGAGACCCCCAGGGCUGGGGGGGAAGGGGCAGCACCAGGAGGAGGAGAGGCCCGGGGAGAGCCUGUGGGAGAAGAGGGGGAAGGCAGGGAGCGCACAGCAGCGGGGAAAGAUGAAAACCUGGGCACCUGUGGGGCAAAGCCAGAGAGCCUGGGAACAGAGGAGGAAGAAGAGAAAGAGAAGGAGAGGGAAGAGGAAGAAGAGGAGGGGGAAGAGAAGAAAGAGGAAGAAAAAGAGGAGAGCAAAGAGGUAAAGGCAGAGAGGGAGGGAGAG
Motacilla alba alba is the source of this 1658-nucleotide messenger RNA. Its product is annotated as aryl-hydrocarbon-interacting protein-like 1. The annotation marks the transcript as partial. Gene Ontology annotation, molecular function: protein binding; peptidyl-prolyl cis-trans isomerase activity. NCBI's taxonomy places the organism in Eukaryota, Metazoa, Chordata, Aves, Passeriformes, Motacillidae. The record is from RefSeq and is a predicted model, not a curated record. The transcript has 6 exons.